AUGGCUGAAGGAAACUUCACCAAGGUUGGGGAGGAGAAGGAAGGCAGUCGGUCUCAGAGUGAAGCGAACAGGAAGUUGAAGUACAUCUCUCUGGCAGUACUGGUGGUGCAGAACGCCUCUCUGAUUCUGUCCAUUCGCUUUGUACGAACUAUCCCUGGAGACCGCUUCUAUGCCACCUCCGCUGUGGUCAUGGCCGAGGUGCUGAAGGUGCUCACAUGCCUGCUCAUAAUUCUGCUGCAGAAGAGAAUGAACGUAAAGCAGACAGCCCUGUUCUUGUUUGACUCCAUCGUGGUGCAGUACAAGGACACUCUGAAGCUGGCGGUGCCGUCGCUCAUCUACACUCUUCAGAACAACCUGCAGUACAUCGCCAUCUCCAACCUCCCAGCAGCCACCUUCCAGGUGACGUACCAGUUGAAGAUCCUCACCACAGCUCUGUUCUCGGUGCUGAUGCUGAGGAAGUCCUUGUCGCGGGUUCAGUGGGUCUCGCUGCUGCUGCUCUUCACUGGAGUCGCCGUUGUUCAGGUACAGCAGGAGGGGAAGAAGGAGUCCUCCGUGUCAGACAGCUCCUCUCAGAACUAUGUGGUGGGGCUGGUUGCAGUGGUGAUCAGCUGCCUCUCCUCUGGUUUUGCUGGAGUUUAUUUUGAAAAGAUUCUGAAGGGCAGCUCAGCAUCUGUGUGGUUGCGAAACGUCCAGCUCGGAGUAUUCGGCACAGCCCUGGGACUGCUGGGAAUGUGGUGGAACGAUGGAACUGGAAUCGCAAACAACGGCUUUUUCUUUGGCUACACCUCCAUGGUCUGGUGUGUGAUCUUCAACCAAGCAUUCGGGGGCCUCCUGGUGGCCAUGGUGGUGAAGUACGCUGACAACAUCCUCAAAGGGUUUGCCACCUCCUUCUCCAUCAUCGUGUCCACUGUGGCGUCCAUUUACCUGUUCGGCUUCCACGUGGAUCUGAUGUUUACGGCGGGGGCAGGGAUGGUUAUCGGAGCCGUCUACAUGUACAGUUUGCCCAAAGCUCCCAGCAUACUCGCCGGCAUAGGGACAGGGGCUGUAAUGGAAAGUGAUGAUAAUAGGAAUGUGGGAAUGUCCAAAAAUGGAGGAAGCUUGACGACAGAAGAGAACGGUGAAAUGGACUCGUUUCUCCCAAAUGUCAGUGGGAAGCAGAAAGGAUCAUGA
Knipowitschia caucasica is the source of this 1170-nucleotide messenger RNA. The record is from the annotation of a GenBank genome assembly. NCBI's taxonomy places the organism in Eukaryota, Metazoa, Chordata, Actinopteri, Gobiiformes, Gobiidae.